ACUGCUCUGACGUUGUCUCUGCAGGCAGGGAGCAGAUUCAGAGCUUCAUUUAACCUCCAUUCAUGAGAAGAUCCACCCUCAGCCUGACCUGCACGUGAAGGAUAUGUGCUGCUGUAUCUUUUCAUGCUGGUUUUGAACUUUCCUUCAGUAGAGGAGAAAAGAUGGAGCUGGACUUGGAAAACCAAAGUCUGUCUUUCAGCAGCAACACCGUGAGGCUGCAGGGGAAGCACAUAGUCCUGGGGAUGGGUGUGGAUAACUUUGUCUCCCUCCUCAUUUUCGGGCUCAUCUUCAUCCUCGGUGUGCUCGGGAACACGCUGGUGAUCACGGUGCUCGCGCGCAGCAAACCGGGACAGCCGAGGAGCACCACCAACAUCUUCAUCCUGAACCUGAGCGUGGCAGACCUGUCCUACCUCCUCUUCUGCGUGCCCUUCCAGUCCACCAUCUACAUGCUGCCCACGUGGGUGCUGGGAGCCUUCAUCUGCAAGUUCAUCCACUAUUUCUUCACCGUGUCCAUGCUGGUCAGUAUCUUCACCCUGUCCGCGAUGUCCGUGGACCGGUACGUGGCCAUCGUCCACGCCAGGAAAUCCUCCUCGAUCCGGGUGAGGAGGCACGCGCUGCUCGGAGUGGUCCUGAUCUGGAUCCUGUCUCUGGUGAUGGCAGCGCCGGUUGCGCACUACCAGAGCAUCGUGGAGAGGGAGGAUAACAACACGUUCUGCUGGGAGGUCUGGCCGGACCACCAGAGGAAGGUCUACGUGGUCUGCACCUUCGUGUUCGGAUACCUGCUGCCUCUCUGUCUGAUCUCUGUCUGCUAUGCAAAGGUGGGUGCGCGUGGAUCGGAGUGAAUAACGCGCGUAAAUCUUCUAAUCAGACUUCAGAUUAUCCAUAAUAGAAAUAAACAUGAAGUGAAUUAAUCAUUUAGCAAACUGAGUGGGCAAAACAUGAUUCAAAAUGUCAAGUUUUCGUUGAUAUUUGUGCGUAAAAACAACUUCACAGACGCAGCAUUUGGCUCAAUAUCUAUCCAAGCAGAAACACUAUAGGCUCAAUAAAAACGAAUUAAUGCUGUUUAAACCAUUUUAAAGAGAUAAUCUUUAUUUCUGAUUUAUUUCUGUGUUGUUGCAGGUCUUAAAGCAUCUGCACAAAAAGCUGAAGAAUGUCUCCAAAAAGUCCGAGCUCUCCAAAAAGAAGGUAAGUGGAUGAUAAUGGUGUGAGAAAUGCAAAAUACUCAAUUACAAAAGAGGAGAACUUUAGUUUAAGAAAAAAGCUUUUACAGUAAUGAUCAACUAUCUUAUAAUUAAAGCAAAGAUGCCUCAUAUAUGUUUGUUUUUCAGAUGAAAGCUAAAGCUCAAUCAUUUUCUUACAGACAGAAAAAAGUCUCACCAUCGGUUAGUUUGACUUUUUUAAACAAAGGCUGUACAGUAUAUUAAACUACAAAUGUCCACAAACUGUGAAGCCAAAGGAUCUAGAGCUCCCCCUAGUGGCUGCCUAAUGAACACACACUCUAAAUCUUUUUUAAAAUUACGAUCAGUCUCAUAAAAUUACAAAUGCAAAUACUAACAAAGCUCAUCAGUGAGUGUUAUCCUUGACCAAUGAGCCUUUUCUGCUCUUUAUAGCUUCAUCAUUUCUUCCAAACACGGUCACUUUUGGCUAAAAAAAGCCCCAAAUUAAAAACGUUAGCUUCCAAAACAAAUAAUUAUGGUCCUGUGUCCAAAAUAAUUUAACUGCAGGGCUGGACAGUGCAACCGUUUUACUCGCAUUUGCAAUUAAAAAUAGAUGUGUGUGAAUUGUAAAAUGUAUUACGGGGCGCCAUAAAAAUCAGCCGAAGUUUUUUCAUGUAAAUACGGCGGGGAAGUUAGUUUUCAGUUGGAUAUCCGACGGACAUUCACUGCAGAUCUAACGGUGUCUUCUCACUCUCCAGAACCGGGAAUAACAACAGCAGUGUGGUUAAACCUACUGUGUUUUUCAGUCGCACAGUAUCAGCCUGACGUUGUUUUCCUGAUUAUCUGAAAGCCUGAUCACUUGUUCCCACUCCAUCCACAGACGGCUCAGACAGUCCUGGUGGUGGUGGUGGUCUUCUGCCUGUCCUGGCUGCCUCACCACAUCGUUCACCUGUGGGUGGAGUUCGGCUCCUUCCCCCUGAACCAGGCCUCCUUCGUGCUCAGGAUGGUGGCUCACUGCCUGGCCUACAGCAACUCCUCCGUCAACCCCAUCAUCUACGCCUUCCUGUCCGAGAACUUCAGGAAUUCCUACAAGCAGGUGUUCUGGUGUCAGAUCCCCAGCAAGUGUCCGGUAAACGACACCAGGGAGCCCCGCAGCAAAGCGGAGGCUCCGCUGUCGAACAUCAGCGAGAACAUUAAAUGUCAGGACUCUCAGAUCACGAAAAAACUCUAAUGUUCGGAGAGUCUGUGGAGAGCAUCAGUGAUUCUGGAGAAAACAGAGGUAGUGUACAGACCAACACGUUGUCUCAAGAGGUCUGGGAAACUUGAUGAUCCGCCACAACGUUGACCUGAUAAAGGGAAAUGGACUGGACUGGUUCAAACUCAAAUGAGCCUCUGAAGACCGAAAGUGUGGACCAAUCCACCGAAAACAGAUGUCCUAUAAAUCCUUUGAGUCCCGUUUGCAAACGUGUUUCUAAAAAUUCUCCAAACUGAACUCAUCCAUGUUGAAAAUGUCUGAAUAAAUAAAGAAAUGUGACAAUGACCUCUUCA
Messenger RNA from Xyrichtys novacula (pearly razorfish), 2705 nucleotides. NCBI's taxonomy places the organism in Eukaryota, Metazoa, Chordata, Actinopteri, Labriformes, Labridae. The record is from the annotation of a GenBank genome assembly.